Messenger RNA from Helianthus annuus (common sunflower), 2083 nucleotides. Its product is annotated as cold-responsive protein kinase 1. The transcript is spliced from 8 exons. Bases 13 to 1944 code for a protein of 643 amino acids. Gene Ontology annotation, molecular function: protein kinase activity; ATP binding. Gene Ontology annotation, biological process: protein phosphorylation. The record is from RefSeq and is a predicted model, not a curated record. NCBI's taxonomy places the organism in Eukaryota, Viridiplantae, Streptophyta, Magnoliopsida, Asterales, Asteraceae.
AACAACAAUAAGAUGAGCUUAAAACAAGUGGAAAAAAGUUGGUUCACAUGGCUGCUGGCCAGUCUGAUGGUAGUGGUUCUGUUGUUAUCCAUGACAGAGCCAGUUGCAUCACAGUCCAGAAAUAGAAAUAGCACUCUAAUGAGAUAUUAUUGUAGUAUGUACAAAGGUCUAAGCCCGACUUAUUUCUUGAGCAACCUCAACACCACCCUUUCUAGUCUCCGUCAGCAACUAUCGGUCAAUGGUGUGCGCUAUGCGGAUGCACGCACUUUGCUCAAUGGUGAGUCUGUGUGGGGCCUUGCUUCUUGUCGCGGUUACGUCUCUACUGCUAAUUGUGUUGCUUGUUUCAACUAUGCUGUUGCUCAGCUAAAAGUAUGUGGGCUUGGCAAUGGAGCUCAGGCUUAUUACAAUGACUGUGAUGUCAGGUAUGAGAAUAAUAACUUUUAUGCCGACGCUAAUAUCCGGGCUGGUGUGGUAAUAUGUGGCAAUACGGCAUCACCACAAUCUGCAAACUUUAAGAAAACAGUACAACGUUUGAUGUCCGAUCUUCAAACCGCUGCUCCAAAAGCAUCAGAUUAUUAUGCCGCUUCAACAAGACGGGUAAUUAACGGUAACGGUACUGUGUAUGCCAUUGCACAAUGUAAUCUAAACUUAAGCCAAAGCGUGUGUCAAGAAUGCUUAAAUUCCCGAUACAGUUCUUUAGAUGCUUGCCUUCCUGGCACAAAUGGGAGGGCUGUUGACAAUGGAUGUUUUAUGAGGUAUUCCAGUACUCCGUUUUUUGGACUAAACCAGACUACUGAUCUCACUCCUUUCCUUGGGGAUGGAGAUUCAAGUAAGAAAAUAUCCAUAAUUGGGGGUGUUGUUGGAGGCGUAUGCUUUCUGUUGCUAGUACUUGCAUUUUCUUUAUGGCGUCUCCGAUCAAAAAAUGCUAUUAGUAGCCAUCAAGACAAAUCAACUGGAUCAACGGAAAUGCUUCAUGGUCCCAGAAAAUAUAGCUAUGGUGAUUUAAAAAUAGCCACAGAUAAUUUCAGUGAUGAGCACAAACUUGGAGGAGGGGUGUUCGGUGAAGUAUAUAAGGGCACUCUCAAGGAUGGGAAUACGGUUGCAGUUAAGAAAACAGCAAUGGCCUCUAUUUCAGGAAAGAUGCAAGAACUUAAGAUUAUAAGUAAUGUUCACCACCGACAUCUUGUACGCCUUCUAGGAUAUUGUAACAAAGGGCCAUUUUUAUUUCUGGUACAUGAGUACAUGGACAAUGGUAGUCUUGAUCAAUUCCUCUAUGGUGACAAAUCAAUGAACCUAAAUUGGAGACAAAGGUUUGAAAUAAUCUAUGGGACAGCGCGGGGUCUUGCAUAUCUACAUGAGCAAUACCACAUUACCAUCAUUCAUAGGAAUAUAAAAACGAGCAACAUUCUACUUGAUAACGAAUUUCAGCCCAAAAUUGCUGAUUUUGGGAUGAUAAGGCUACUUCCAGAAGAUAAGACUCAUCUGAGCACCAAGGUGGCAGGAUCCAUGAAUAGUGGUUACGUUGCACCAGAAUACGCUGUUCAUGGGCAAUUAUCUGAGAAGGUGGAUACAUACAGCUUUGGUAUUGUGGUCCUUGAAAUUAUUAGCGGGAAAAGGUGUGACUAUGUCAUAGAUGAUGAAGCAGUUGGCCAAAGUCUCCUUGAUUACGCAUGGGAUCUGUAUGAUAGAGGCACACAUUUGAAUCUUGUGGAUAGAAGACUAGACCCUACUGAAUAUGCAAAAGAUGAUACGAAGAAGAUCAUAGAGAUAGCAUUGAUGUGCACUCAGUCACCGAUUUCCGCAAGGCCUACAAUGUCUGAAGUUGUGACACUAUUAAGUGACAAAUCACUAGAUGAAAUGUCACCAAUAAGGCCUACCAGUCACGAAGAUGGCAUAAAUAUUAAAGUUGACACUUCCUCCAACAUUCAACUUUCUGGACGUUAAAGUACCUUGUACUUCAUAUGAGUCAGAUUACAUGUUAUAUAUGUGUAAUAAGAUUAUCUCAAAGUGUUUGUACCUAUGUUUUCUCAUUUGAUUGUAUCCCCUAACUCUUGAUAAUACAUUGUAGCUAUUUGUGGCUCUA